AAAAUCAAAGCUGUUUCCUGGGGUUGGACUUUCCUGAGUGAGGAACUAGCCUGUUGCCCUUUAGAUUGCAUAAGAGUGAUGAAAUAAAACAGGCUGGGAAGCAACUGUGCCUGGAAGCAGGACGAGAAGCACAGUUGUGGAGUGGAAGUGGAGAACCCUCUUAGAGAAUAACUCCAGAGGGCAGGCUACACCCAGGAGGCUGCUGCUUUCUUUGUGAAGGGCUACACAACCCUCGCACCUCGGACCAUGGCCAACCAAAAAGACUACAAUGACUUCUUGCAUGAGCACAAGGAGGUCUUCCGGAGGUUCCCGCUGGAGCUAGUCCAUGGGAUCCCCCUGAUGGAGCCCAUUGCUCAACAGUGGGCUCCGAUUGAAAACUUCCAGGCGCGGUCAGAUGACUUGCUUCUAUCGACUUACCCCAAAGCAGGUACCACAUGGAUUCAAGAGAUUGUUGACCUGGUCCUUACCGGCGGCGAUGUGGAAAAAGCUCGCCGAGCUCCCGUGUACAUCCGGAUCCCAUUUCUAGAAAUAUGCUCUCCACCCCCGGUGCCUUCAGGGGUCAGCAUUCUGGUAGAUACCCCAUCUCCUCGUGUGAUCAAAACCCACCUCCCCUUCCAGCUUGUUCCUAAAAGCUUUUGGGAAAAGAAAUGCAAAGUGAUAUAUGUCGCUCGUAAUGCCAAGGACAACCUGGUUUCCUACUACUUCUUUGACCAGAUGAACGUGACGCAGCCAGACCCUGGGCCAUGGGAUGGCUAUGUUAAGAAAUUCAUGGAGGGCAAAGUUCCCUGGGGCUCUUGGUAUGACCAUGUCCGGCGUUACUGGGAUGAGAAAGGAAACCACCGUAUCCUGUACCUCUUCUAUGAGGACAUGAAAGAGGACUUGGCUCGCGAGGUCCGUCGUGUGAAAGAUUUCCUGGAGGUUGAUCUGCCUGAGGAUGCCAUUCAGAAGAUUGUCCACCACGCAUCAUUCCAGACCAUGAAGAAGAACCCAAUGACAAAUUAUGAAACCGUCCCCGACGUCAUCUUUGACAAGACAAAAGGCAACUUUAUGAGGAAAGGUGAAGUUGGUGACUGGAAGAAUUAUUUCACAGUGGCUCAAAGGGAGGAGUUUGACGCAGAUUACCGGCACAAGAUGGAAGGAACGACCCUGCAUUUCCGGGAUGUAUUAUAGACUCAAAAAACUGCCCCUCUUGUAUUUUAUUCUUGGCCAAGAAAAAAAAAUACAAAUUAUUAAUAGAUUCUAAAGAAAGAGGUGGCUUCUCACUACCAGACCUAAGGUUAUAUUAUGAGGCGUCCUGCCUGUGCUAGCUUUGGGAAUGGAUAAUUUUAAAAAAUACGGAUAUUUAGACCUUGAGGAUCAUGAUAAUAGGUUUGGUUGGCAUGCAUAUCUAUGGUAUGAAAAGGCAAUGGUACAUAAAGGAUUCUUGAAUCA
This is a messenger RNA of Lacerta agilis (Sand lizard), 1431 nucleotides long. Its product is annotated as sulfotransferase 1A1-like. The record is from RefSeq and is a predicted model, not a curated record. The transcript has 7 exons. Bases 247 to 1170 code for a protein of 307 amino acids. Gene Ontology annotation, molecular function: sulfotransferase activity. Lineage: Eukaryota; Metazoa; Chordata; Lepidosauria; Squamata; Lacertidae. Gene Ontology annotation, cellular component: cytoplasm. Gene Ontology annotation, biological process: sulfation.